Messenger RNA from Trichosurus vulpecula (common brushtail), 6280 nucleotides. Its product is annotated as zinc finger protein 850-like. NCBI's taxonomy places the organism in Eukaryota, Metazoa, Chordata, Mammalia, Diprotodontia, Phalangeridae. Gene Ontology annotation, biological process: regulation of transcription by RNA polymerase II. Gene Ontology annotation, molecular function: DNA-binding transcription activator activity, RNA polymerase II-specific; RNA polymerase II cis-regulatory region sequence-specific DNA binding. Gene Ontology annotation, cellular component: nucleus. The transcript has 9 exons. The coding region runs from base 44 to 5122 and encodes 1692 amino acids. The record is from RefSeq and is a predicted model, not a curated record.
AAGCCAAGUUUCCAUCCCAGAGAAGCUGCUUCAGUACCAGGUCAUGGCCGUGCUCCUGACCCCACAGGAACCAGCCAGCCUCCUGAGAGUGAAGGUGGAAGAAGGUGUUCCUGGGCAUCCGGAAGGAGAUAGACCUGACCCUGGGUCCUCUGGGCAGCGCUUCAGGGCAGGACUCCGAGGUGCAUGUGAAAGUACAGGUCCUGGGUCCAAGCCACCUCUAUCUGCUGUGCCUGUGAGGAUGGGCAUCUGGGCAAAGGCCCGACAGCAUCCAGACCACAAUCUUCCUUUCCAGGACUCUGCUCUUCAUCAGGAGGGAAUCCCAGAAAGAGAAGAAGGAAGGCUUCUGACAGCUGGAUCCCAGGAAUCAGUGGCAUUCCAGGAUGUGGCUGUGGACUUCACCCAGGAGGAGUGGGGCUACCUAGACCCUUCUCAGAGGGACCUUUACAGGGAGGUGAUGCUGGAGAAUUACAGAAACCUGGUCUUCCUGGGACUCGUGGUUUCCAAACCUGAUGUCAUCUACCAUUUGGAACAGAGGAAAGAACCGGGGAACCUACAGGAUAUCGACAAGAGAAAAGUCCCGAGAGGUCCCUAUCCAGACUCAGAGACCAGGCCUGAAGCCAAGGCAUCAACUCCAAAGCAGAGAGUUUCUCGAAAAAGCUCUUUCCAGGGGCUGAUAGUGAAAAGACUCCCAAGGAAUAGCCCCUUGUACUCAAAGUUUAGGGGACGAAAAGCCAGAGAAAUUGAGGGCAGUUUAAACAUAAGGCAGGGAAGUCAGGGGAAACCCUAUGAAUGCAGCGAAUGUGGGAAAGGAUUUAUUUACUGCUCUGAGCUCAUCCGACACUGGAGAAUUCAUACAGGAGAGAAACCUUAUAAAUGCAACGAGUGUGAGAAAACCUUCAGAUACUGCUCAUCCCUCACUCAGCACCAGAAAAUUCAUAUUUUAGAGAAACCCUUUGUAUGUAGUAAAUGUGGGAAAGCCUUUAGCGAUAAUUCAACCCUCCUUCGACAUCAGAAAAUUCACAACGCGGAGAAGACAUACAAAUGUAGUGAAUGCGGGAAGUCCUUCAGCUACUGUUCAGCCUUGAUUCGACAUCAAAGGAUUCAUACCGGAGAGAAGCCCUAUGAGUGUAGCGAAUGUGGGAAGACCUUUGGGUACUGCUCGUCCCUAAUUCAGCAUCACAGAAUCCAUACUAUAGAGAAGCCCUAUAAAUGUGAUGACUGCGGAAAAGCCUUUACUGAUAGCUCAAACCUUCUCCGACAUCAGAGAGUUCAUAAUGUGGAAAAACCUUACAAAUGUAAUGAGUGUGGGAAGUCCUUCAGUUACUGCUCAGUCUUUAUUCGACAUCAAAGGGUUCACACAGGAGAGAAGCCUUAUGAAUGUAACGAAUGUGGGAAAUCCUUCAGCCACAGCACGUGCCUUACCCAACAUCAGAGAACUCACACUGGAGAGAAACCAUACGAAUGCAGCGAAUGCGGAAAAGCCUUCAGCCAGAACUCAUCCCUUUAUUAUCACCAGAGAGCACAUACUGGAGAGAAACCAUACAAAUGUAAUGUAUGUGGGAAAGCUUUCAGUUACAAUGCCUCACUCACCCAACAUAAACAAACUCAUACUGGGGAGAAGCCCUAUGAAUGUAGCGAGUGUGGAAAAACCUUCAGUCGAAGGACAUACCUUACUGAGCAUCAAAGGAUUCAUACUACAGAGAAACUCUUUGAAUGCCGCGAAUGUGGGAAGUCCUUCAGCCAGAACUCAUCCCUUGCUGAACAUCAAAGAUUUCAUACUGGAGAGAAACCCUACGAAUGCAACGAAUGUGGGAAAGCCUUCAGCCGGAGCACAUUCCUUGCUCGUCAUCAGCAAACUCACAGUGGAGAAAAACCCUUUGAGUGCAGCGAAUGUGGGAAAGCCUUCAGCCAGAGACAGUCCCUUUAUUACCAUCAGAGAACUCACACUGGAGAGAAACCAUAUGAAUGUAAUGAAUGUGGAAAAUCCUUCAGCCGGAGCACAUUUCUUACUCAGCAUCAGAGAAUUCAUACUGGCGAGAGACCUUAUAAAUGUAAUGAGUGUGGGAAGACCUUCAGCUGGAGCACAUGCCUUACCAAACAUCAGAGAAUCCAUACUGGGGAGAAACCUUUUGAGUGUGAUGAAUGUGGGAAAGCUUUUAGCCAGAAAUCAUCCCUAUGUUACCAUCAGAGGACUCAUACUGGAGAGAAGCCUUAUUUGUGCAGUGAAUGUGGGAAAGCCUUCAGGUACCAUUCAGUCCUUACUCAGCAUCAGCAAAUUCAUACUGGAGAGAAGCCUUAUGAGUGUGGUGUCUGUGGAAAAGCCUUCAGCCAGAAUUCCUUCCUCACUCAGCACCAGAGGAUUCACACUGGAGAGAAACCCUAUAAAUGCAGUAACUGUGGGAAAGCUUUCAGCCAAAGGGCUUCCCUGUAUUACCAUCAGAGAAUUCACACUGGAGAAAGACCUUAUGUUUGUGGUGAGUGUGGAAAGUCCUUCAGCUACUGCUCAGUCCUUAAUCAGCAUCAGCAAAUUCACACUGGAGAGAAGCCUUAUGAGUGUGGUGUCUGUGGGAAAGCCUUUAGCCAGAAUUCCUUCCUCACUCAGCACCAGAGGAUUCAUACAGGAGAGAAACCGUAUGGAUGCACCGAAUGUGGGAAAACCUUCAGGUACUGCUCAGCCUUUAUUCAACAUCAGAAAACUCAUACAGGAGAGAAACCUUACAAAUGUAAGGUAUGUGGGAAAGCCUUCAGUUACUGUACCUCUCUUUCUCAACAUCAUCAAACUCACAGUGGUAAGAAACCCUAUCAGUGCAAUGAAUGUGGGAAAGCCUUCAGCUACAGCUCAUCCCUUACUCAUCAUCUCAGAACUCACACUGGAGAGAAACCCUAUCAGUGCAAUGAAUGUGGGAAAUCCUUCAGCUACAGCUCAUCUCUUACAGAGCACGUCAAAACCCACACUGGAGAGAAGUCUUAUGAGUGUAAGGAAUGUGGGAAAUUCUUCAGGUGGCGUUCAUCCCUCAUCAAACACAAGACUUCACACAGGAGAAUAACCAGAAUCCAUACUGGAGAGAAGUCCUAUGAAUGUAAUCAGUGUGGGAAGGCCUUCAGCCAGAGCACGUGCCUUACCCAACAUCAGAGAAUUCAUACUGGUGAGAAACCCUAUGAAUGUAAUGAAUGUGGAAAGGCAUUUAGCCAGAUCUCAUCCCUUUAUUCCCAUAAGAGAACUCAUACUGGAGAGAAGCCCUAUGCAUGCAGUGAAUGUGGGAAGGCCUUUAGUUACCAUGCAUCCCUCACUCAACAUAUGCAAACUCAUACUGGAGAGAAACCCUAUGAAUGCAAUGAAUGUGGAAAAGCUUUUAGUCGGAGCACAUAUAUUAUUGAACAUCAGAGAAUUCAUACUGGAGAGAAACCCUAUGAAUGUACUGACUGUGGGAAAACCUUCAGGUACUGCUCAUCUCUUACUCAACAUCAGAGAAUUCAUACUGGAGCAAAACCUUAUGAAUGCAGCGAAUGUGGAAAAGCCUUCAGAUACUACUCAGUCCUUACGCAGCAUCGGAAAACUCAUACUGGAGAGAAACUCUAUGAGUGUAGUGAAUGUGGAAAAGCUUUCAGACAGAGCUCAGCCCUUUAUUCCCAUCAAAGAAUUCAUACUAGAGAAAAACCCUAUUUAUGUAGUGAAUGUGGAAAAGUCUUUAGCCAGAAUUCAACCCUUACUCGACAUCAGCAAACACACACUGGAGAAAAACCCUAUGAAUGCAGUGAAUGUGGAAAAGCCUUCCGACUGAACUCAGCUCUUUUUUCACAUCAGAAAACACAUCCUGGAGGGAAACCCUACAAAUGUAGUGAAUGUGGGAAAGCCUUCAGCCAGAGCUCAUCCCUUUCUUACCAUCAGAGGACUCAUACUGGUGAGAAACCAUAUGAAUGUAGUGAAUGUGGGAAAUCCUUCAGUCGGAAGACAUUCCUCACUCAACAUCAGAGAGUUCAUACUGGAGAGAAACCUUAUGCAUGUAAUGAAUGUGGGAGUGCCUUCAGUAGGCGGGCAGCCCUCACCAAGCAUCAAAAACUGCACACUGGAGAUAAAAAAGGGUUUGGGCCAUACAAGAGUGGUGAAUGCAAGCAAGGAUUUACCUCCAAGUCAGUCCUCAUCACACAUAGGCGGACACACUCGGGAGAGAAGCCUUAUGUAUGUGAGGAAUGUGGGCGAGGAUUUACACAGAGUUCAAACCUCAUCACACACAGGCGGACACACUCGGGAGAGAAGCCUUAUGUAUGUGAGGAGUGUGGGCGAGGAUUUACACAGAGUUCAAACCUCACCACACACAGGUGGACACACUCAGGAGAGAAGCCUUAUGUAUGUGAGGAGUGUGGGCGAGGAUUUACACAUAAUUCCAAACUCAUCACACACAGGCGGACACACUUGGGAGAGAAGCCUUAUGUAUGUGAGGAGUGUGGGCGAGGAUUUACACAGAGUUCAAACCUCACCACACACAGGUGGACACACUCAGGAGAGAAGCCUUAUGUAUGUGAGGAGUGUGGGCGAGGAUUUACACAUAAUUCCAGACUCAUCACACACAGGCGGACACACUUGGGAGAGAAGCCUUAUGUAUGUGAGGAGUGUGGGCGAGGAUUUACACAGAGUUCAAACCUCACCACACACAGGUGGACACACUCAGGAGAGAAGCCUUAUGUAUGUGAGGAGUGUGGGCGAGGAUUUACACAGAAUUCCAAACUCAUCACACACAGGCGGACACACUUGGGAGAGAAGCCUUAUGUAUGUGAGGAGUGUGGGCGAGGAUUUACACAGAAUUCCAAACUCAUCACACACAGGCGGACACACUCGGGAGAGAAGCCUUAUGUAUGUGAGGAGUGUGGGCGAGGAUUUACACAGAGUUCAAACCUCACCACACACAGGCGGACACACUCGGGAGAGAAGCCUUAUGUAUGUGAGGAGUGUGGGCGAGGAUUUACACAGAGUUCAAACCUCACCACACACAGGCGGACACACUCGGGAGAGAGGCCCUAUGUGUGUGGUCAAGGAUUUACCCAGAACAGUGUCAUCAUUCAGUACAAGCGUAGUCAGUAUCACUUUAGGUUAUCCCCGUAUCUCCCUGCCCAAGCGUGGUAGAGAGGUUUACAGUCCGGAUCCUGGGAAAUUAUAUCUAGAAACCUUGAAACUAUAAGAAGAAUAACAAAAUCCUCCUUACUUAGUCUGCCUAUCUCCCCCUCACUCUGCAGGUCCUUGGGCCCCUCUCUCCCUAUUUCUCAUCCCUAGGCAGCACCCUGCUUUAUGGAUUAGCUACCAAUGAAACAGGAGGCAAGAAAAAAUCAGGCCUCUAGUAAAUGAGAGACUGAGUCAUGAGUCCUCCGGGAGGAUGCCUGAGCACCAGGGAUGGGUCUAGGAGGUGGCCUUUGGGGAGAAUCGUGGCAUUAACAGUGCUGCAGUACCACCGCACAUCCCAGAGCUUAGAAAAGAUGCUUACGGAGGGAAAAAAACACAUGCACAUGACCGUUCAUCUCAGGGGCUUGGUGUUUACUGGACAGACAUCCAGGAAGGCUCCACAGAAGAUAGGCCUCCGAGAAUGAGUGGGAAUUUAGCAGCUAAAGAAAGGGUGAGUGAAGGCAGGCGUGCCUGGCAUGGACAAGGUACAAGCAAAGGUACAGAGUCCGUGUGUUAAGGGUGUAGAAGAAAAGUACCAAUCUUAGCAAGCAUUCACUUGGUGUUUUAAGAUUUGCAAAGCAUUCGACAAAUGUUACCUUGCUUGAUCCUCACAACAGCCUCAGGUAGGUGAGGAAACAGGCAGGCAGGGUGAGUGAUGGCUCAAGCUUACACAGAUAGUAAGUAUAUGGGGCUGGAUUUAAACUCAGUUCUUCCUGACCCUGGGUCCAGUGCUAUGUGCACAGUGUAUCCAGUGCUGCCCUGCCCCAUCCCGCCCCCAAAAAAUCAGCAUUCUGCAUUUUUGGCACAAAUUUGUCAGACAUAAACUUAUUAAUUAAAUUAUUAUAAGACUCGGCUUAGAGAUAGAAAAGUCCAAAGGAAUAGAACCCCAUACUGCUUUUGAAAAUCUCUCUGGCUCAAGCCUUUGUCUAGUUACAAUGUCUAGGGUCCACAAAUAAAGACAAAAUUCCGUCAUCAAAGUAGGAGUACAAAGUUCAGGUGGUAGUUUUGCUUCAAACUGGUUAGACCUUUUAUAAGAGUGUAAUCUAAGUGCAGGACAUGGUCAUUCACAUCAGACCGAGGACCUCAGAUAAAGAUAUUAAAUACAUAUACAUGUACACACACACA